Messenger RNA from Aphanomyces invadans, 2394 nucleotides. RefSeq lists its product as hypothetical. Gene Ontology annotation, biological process: chloride transmembrane transport. The transcript is spliced from 2 exons. Gene Ontology annotation, molecular function: chloride channel activity. Lineage: Eukaryota; Oomycota; Saprolegniomycetes; Saprolegniales; Verrucalvaceae. The coding region runs from base 15 to 2216 and encodes 733 amino acids. The record is from RefSeq and is a predicted model, not a curated record.
CCGCCACACAGCUCAUGAUGCAUUCGGCGGCGUCGAAGCGCGGGUCGAGCCUCAUGGACAAGGAUGGAGGCGACAAGUGGAUGUAUGCGCUGAUCUUUCCCAACAACGACAAAGCGAGUGUGCAGUACAUCGUGCGCAAGCUGGAAGAAGCGGCGCUUCAAGUGAAGCUAUUCUACUCGACGUCGCAAACGGACGGAACGCCGACGUUGAUCAUUUGCAAGAUCCGUGCGAAUUUGAAAGCACUUCGUGCGGAGGCCGCUCGCAUCAACUUGCCCAUGCUCAUGGACCCGCAAAAGCUUGAGGCCGUCGCGAAGCGUGGCCUUCCCGAACAUGACCUUGCCCCAUUCGAAAUCGGCGAUAGCAAGACUCUCCAAGGUGAUGUGUUCCACCCAUAUGAGAACAUUCACAUGAAGUACGACCUCGCCGACGACGUUCAAGAUCUGUAUCAGCGCACGCCUCUUGGCGGGCAGUUCUCGUCCACUCAACGCAUGAUGCUCAUUGACAGCAUCAUUGUGAACGUCGCGCACGUGAACGUCGACAAGCUCAAAGCUGAAGGAGUCGUGCUCGACUGUUUUCCUUUGCACGAAGAAGAUGAAUUGGUUGAGCUCAAGCUCCGUUGGGUCGCGUGGAACUAUCCGCCGUGGCGCCAACCGAUCACCCACAUCAAAAACUACUUUGGGUCGAAAGUUGCCAUGUACUUUGCGUACUUGGGCUACUACACAACGUGGUUGUUUGGUGCGGGCCUGGUGGGUCUCGUUGUGUUUCUGGCCGAGCUGCUCUUCCAGAAGAAUCUCAUCGCCGACAUCCCGGUCAACCAACUCCAGUUGAACGCAACUACCGUUGCCAAAGUCGGUCAAGUCGUGCAAGUUUACACCAUUCCAGCGUUCGGAACGUUUAUGGUCGUCUGGGCCACGUUGUUCCUGGAAGGGUGGAAGCGCAAGUCGGCGCGCCUUGCGCUCGAAUGGGGUACAGCCAACGUCGUCGAGGAGGAGCAGCCGCGACCACAAUUCCACGGCGAGAUUGCCAAGUCGCCCAUCACGUCGUCCCAGAUCAAGUUUUUCGACCCCAUGGAACGUCUCAAACGACGCGUUGUCUCUUGGCUCGUCCUCGCUGGCCUCCUCGGCGUUGUCAUAUUUCUCACGGCCUUGAUUUUCAUGCUGCGCUACUACGUCGUGUCCAAGAACCCGACCUUGAUGGUCGUGGCCAUCCACGGAAGAGAAUACCCGUAUGGGUCGUACGUGGCGGCCGUCGUCAACUUGGCCCAGAUCUUCAUCAUGUACAAGAUUUACGACGGCAUCAGUCUCAAGAUGAACGACUACGAAAACCACUCGACCGAGUCGGCGUACGAAGCCAACUACAUCUUGAAAGCCAUCAUUUUCCACUUCGUCAACUCGUAUGCAGCACUCAUCUACGUCGCGAGCUUGAAAAACCCGAUCGAAGGGCACUGCCUCAACGGCGACUGCUUUAGCGAACUGCGUUGGGCGCUUAUCAUCAUCUACGGGUCGCAGAUUGUGAUUGGCAACAUCAAGGAGGUGCUCAUCCCGCGAUUCUUUGCCCUCCUCGCGCGUCGACAGCACAAGGCCGCAAGCAAGGAUGAACUCGGGUCGGUCGAGCUCCAAUUUUUCAAGAGCCACUACGGGUGGAAAGGCACGUUUGACGACUUUUUGGAAAUGGUCCUGCAGUUUGGGUACUCUUCGUUUUUUGUCGUGUCGUUUCCGCUGACGCCGCUGCUGUCGUUCCUCAACAACAUGCUCGAGAUUCGCAUCGACGGGUACCGCCUCACGGAAGAUUGCCGCCGCCCGCGUCCGCACCACGCUGCCAACAUUGGCUUGUGGAGCACGGUCUUGGAGCAAUUUGUCACCAUCGCUAUCAUCACGAACGCGUAUGUGAUCUUUUACACGCGCAACUACGCGGCCGACGUGAUUGAGUACCUCAACUGGACUGAAGUCAACCACGACUACGUCGACCUUGCUCUGUUUGUUGCGUUUGUCACGGUCGUCCUGCUCUUCCGUGGCAUCCUGUCUCUGAGCAUCCCGGACGUGCCAGAGGAUGUCGCCAAGCAGCUGGCCCGUCAAGCCUUCCUCGCCUCCAAGAUUCUCGAUCACAAGAAAGACGACGACGACGAAGCGCUCAAAGUGGCCAACGCAAAGGAUGCCGCCACCUUGAAGAUCCUUGACGCUGACGACGACGAACAACGUGUGGAGAUUGUGCUCUGAGGGUAAGAAAAUGCAUCCACUGUACGUGUGUUGAAUCGAGCGUGUACCCCACUUCAUCUCCAUGGCAAACAAAUCCCCACUGCACGCACAGUCUGCAUCCAGGGUGCUUUAUGGUGCACUGGAUGGAGAGCGCGAAAGCCAGCACUCGUUGGUUGACACGAUCUGCGCACGGACUCGA